Sodiomyces alkalinus F11 is the source of this 1476-nucleotide messenger RNA. RefSeq names its product zf-ZPR1-domain-containing protein. The record is from RefSeq and is a predicted model, not a curated record. The transcript is spliced from 2 exons. Bases 1 to 1476 code for a protein of 491 amino acids. NCBI's taxonomy places the organism in Eukaryota, Fungi, Ascomycota, Sordariomycetes, Glomerellales, Plectosphaerellaceae. Gene Ontology annotation, cellular component: cytoplasm; nucleus. Gene Ontology annotation, molecular function: zinc ion binding.
AUGGCGACCGAGAACAAGGCAAACGCCAAAGAUUUUUUCGAGACCAUCGGCCAGAAGGUCGAUCCGUCCUCUGAAGACAUCCAACCCGUUGAGGAGAUCGAGUCUCUCUGCAUGAAUUGCGGGGGAAAUGGUAUCACCCGGCUGCUCCUCACGUCUAUACCUUACUUCCGUGAGAUCAUCAUCAUGUCCUUCUCCUGCGAACACUGUGGGCUCCGCAAUAACGAAGUUCAACCCGCUGGCACCAUCCAACCCAAGGGAACUCACUAUGAACUACGCCUGACUGCGAUGCCCGACUUUGCCCGUCAGGUUGUCAAGUCCGAUACUGCUACCGUCAAAUUUAUCGAACUCGACAUCGAGGUCCCUCCCGGAAAGGGCCAGCUCACCAACGUCGAAGGCUUGUUGAUGAGCAUCGUUGAGGAUCUCCAAUUUGGUCAAGAAACCCGGAAAGAGGAGGCGCCCGAGGUUCACGAUAAGGUGGCCGCGGUCAUCGAUAAGGGCCGAGCCAUGUUGGCCGGCGAAGCUUUCCCCUUCCGAGUCACCAUCGACGAUCCGGCCGGAAACUCCUUCAUCACUCCAGACCUGAAAGACGGCGUGGGCAAGUGGGAGAAGCACGAAUAUCAGCGGACGCCGGCCCAGAACGAGGCUCUGGGCUUGUCCGCCGACAGCGGCGACGUAGGCGCCGACGGAAGCCGCCCGGACGGCCAACCGGGCCUUGACGCCGACGGGAACAUCAUCCCCAACGAGGUCUACAGCUUCCCUGCCAGCUGCCCGGGAUGCAUGAAGCAUUGCACGACGCACAUGAAGAUGGUCGACAUCCCUCACUUCAAGCAGGUCGUCCUCAUGUCCACGGUCUGCCACCUCUGCGGCUACCGUUCCAACGACGUCAAGACCGGCGGCGAGAUCCCCGAGAAGGGAGAAAAGAUCACCAUCUCUGUGCAGAGUUCGACGGACCUGUCGCGCGAUAUCCUCAAAUCGGAGAGCUGCCAACUUGAGUGUCCAGAACUCGGCCUGUCCGUCAACCCGGGCACGCUCGGAGGCCGCUUCACCACCAUCGAAGGCCUCUUGACCCAGGUGCGCAACGACCUGCACUCGCAGAUCUUCGAGGCAGACGGUGGCGCCGCGGGCCAGGGCGGCGACUCGCUUGUCCCCGAGGAGAAGGCCAGAUGGACCGAGUUCUUUGACGGGCUGGACUCUGCUAUCAAUGGCGAGCGGCCUUUUACUGUGAUCCUGACCGAUCCGCUUGCCAGCAGCUACGUGCAGUCGCUUGUCGACCCCCCUGCACCCGACCCACAGAUCACUAGGGAGUCGUACGAGCGGGCGGAAGAGGAGGAGGAGGACCUAGGACUCCUGGACAUGAAAGUGGAAGGGUACGAGGAGGAUGCAGAAAGGACAAAGACGGAGGAGGCAAAGACGGAGGAGGCAAAGACGGAAGAGCAGGCCAACGGCGAGAAGGCGGAUGACGCUAGCCAGAGGUAG